Ilex paraguariensis (yerba mate) is the source of this 2368-nucleotide messenger RNA. Lineage: Eukaryota; Viridiplantae; Streptophyta; Magnoliopsida; Aquifoliales; Aquifoliaceae. The record is from the annotation of a GenBank genome assembly.
UCCCACCCCCAUUCUCUCUCUCUCUGAAACCACAUCCACCACCAUGUUCAAUCUCUUCUUCACAUCCCUUUAACACAUAUCCCAAAGCCCCAAAAUUCACCCUCUCUCUAGUUUCUCUCUCCAAAGAUUACAGCACAAAAAUGGCGUCCCUCACUCCUGGAAUCCUCCUGAAACUCCUUCAGUCCAUGAACUCGAACACCCGGGUCACCGGCGACCACCGGUCCCCACUUCUUCAGGUCAUCGGAAUUCUCCCUGCCCUUUCCAAUCCCAACUCGCUCUACCCCAACCACGGGUUCUAUCUCCAACUCUCCGACUCCCUUAACUCCACUUACGCCUCUCUCUCUGACAAAGACACCGAUUUGAUCCUCACCAACCGCCUCCAACUCGGUCAAUUCGCAUACGUUGACCGCCUCGAGUUCGAUUCCCCUGUCCCAACUGUUGUCAACAUUCGACCCAUCGCCGGCCGCCACCAAUUCAUCGGAUCGCCGGAGCCCCUCAUUGCCCGCAUAUCACCCACCAAGCGUGAGUUUAUAAUUCAACCCGUGUCGGAUUCAGAUCAAUCCAAUGACCCAAUUGCCGCCUAUUUAUCAAACAAGAAACACCCAGAUGGGCAGAACGAUGUUCGGCAGAAGAAAAGUGAGGUCAGGACUAGACAAGUCCUUGCGCCAAGAGAUAAUAAUGGGAAUGUAAAUUUGUCGGAUGAAUCGAAGAGUGGUGGGUUGGACAAGGAAAAGCCUUCUCAGAGAUUCUGUUCGCCGGUGCCGGUGAGGAAUCAGAGGUCGGUAUCGGCAGGGAAGAAGAAUCCGGUAACGGUGGCGGAACUGGACCCAUCCCCGGCAGGGAAAAAGAGGUCGUCGUCACCAGCGCCGUCCAAGUGUGUGGUUCCGAGCUUAGUGGCAGCUAAGGAGGAAAACCGGAAGACGGCAAAAGAGCCGGCGAUUAUAGUGCCGUCAAGGUACCGGCAGCCAAGUCCGAACGGGAGGAAACAGGCGAGUCCGAGUACGAGGAGGAUGUCGUUGUCACCUGGCCGGAGGUUGUCGAGUGGACUUAAAGUUUCGCCUGUCGUUGGGGCGGUGGAUUCGGUCGGGAGGAAGAAGAUGGCCACCAUUGUUGCUGGGAUUUCGAAGGUUUCCGAGGCUCUUGUUGGGUCUGGAAAGAGUAAUAGGAAGAGUUGGGAUGAGUCGCCAGGCGUGGCGGGUGGUUCUGUGGAGCAGAAAGAGAAGGGUGGUGCAAAGAAUAAGCCUGAUUUGCAAGCAAUUUUGAGGACUCAGGCUGCUAUUGCUAGGCGUUUAAGUGAUGUGAAUGGCCGACAACCGAGUCAGGAUGAUUCUAACACCAAAGAAAAAUCAAAAUCUAGCUUAGCUGAAAGCAGUCUGGCGCCUGAGAAGCCAACCUAUGCAGCUCCAGGAAUUACUGUUCAUGAGAAGAAAUGGACAGAUGGCAGUGUUCCCCUGGAUGCAGUCUCUUCGGACCUUGCGAAGCUUGGGAAGGAGGCCAUGCUUAGGAGGCUUAUUGCUGCAGCAGCGGCAGCUGAAGCAUUGGAAGAAGCAAUUGCCACUGAGUCUAUUGUAAGGAAUUUGAGCAUGUUUUCGGAGCUCUGUGCUACAUCAAGGGCUGGAAAUCCUUUGCCCACUAUUGACAAAUUUAUGUCAAUUUACGACAAUGUUGUGAAAUUAACAGCCGCCACUGCUGAAUCAAUUGCCACCAACCGCAUUUCCAACACCCCCCUUGCUAGUGCCCCAACCAAUUCAAAAUUUUCUAUUUGGGUUGAAGCUGCUCUGGCCACUGAUCUUGAGGUUGUAUCCCUCUUGACCAGCGAAAACAUUGAGCCUCCACAGGCAUUGCAGAAAUGUUCAUCAAAACGACAGUCCCACAAUGCACCCGCCAAGAAUAUUGUGUUGGCUUCUUCAUCACUAGAUGGGACCUGGACAAGAGGUCACGGAAUGAAUGAGACACUAAAACUUGCAACGAAUUUGCAGUCAGAGAUGCAAAUAUGGUUCUUGCGGUUUGUUGAGCAAUCCCUUGAUGCAGGUUUUCAAGUAUUUGAUAAGUGUACUACUAGCAAUAGUGCUUUGCAUUGUGGCCCAAUUUUAUCGCAGUUGAAGCGAGUCAACAGCUGGUUGGAUCGUGUGGUUGAAAAAGGGGAUGAGCUUCUGACUGAAAAGAUCGAGCGCUUGAAGAGCAAGAUCUUUGGAUUUGUUAUUCAGCAUGUUGGAACAACUGUAGAGAACUCCAUGCCCAUUUGAUCAUCUUGAUGUGAAUUUAAAACCAGACAAUUUGAUUGUGAAAAACAGGUUUGUUUCAUUUUAACUAUAAAAAUAUGAUUGAUUCAUUGUUUUUUGGAACUGCAAAUUCAAUGAAGUGGGAC